Molecule: messenger RNA, 1666 nt
Organism: Galleria mellonella (greater wax moth)
Lineage: Eukaryota; Metazoa; Arthropoda; Insecta; Lepidoptera; Pyralidae
Product: facilitated trehalose transporter Tret1-like
Exons: 4
Coding region: 169-1644 (491 amino acids)
Biological process (GO): transmembrane transport
Cellular component (GO): membrane
Molecular function (GO): transmembrane transporter activity
Source: RefSeq, a predicted model, not a curated record
GCAUGUAGUUAGUAAUAAAGAUAAAAUUCUCGCUGUUGUGUCACACGUUCGACAUCACAGUUUAAAAAAGUGCGGAUUGAAAAAAGAAAUAAAUAGUGUCUAUGACCAAAAAAAACCAGUUUAUUUUAUCACUUAUUAUGAUAAUUUGCGAAUGGAUCUGAAAUAAACAUGGCGGCUUGCGAAUACAAGCAAGUUAACACCAAGGAGGUGAUCGGUGAUGAUGUCUCUCUUAAUUAUCAAGAAGACAGCUGUUCCUGGAAACCGUUUUUAAGACAGAUCCUUGUGGUGAGUGGAACAUGUACAGUGUACUUCAUAUGUGGUUUGUACAUGGGCGCGCCAACUGUAUACCUGCCACAGCUUCGCAAGGAGCCCAAUUCUACAGUAAUCACUGACGAGAUGGCUUCUUGGAUCUCAUCUGGAUGCAGUUACGGUGCACUGCCGUGGGUCUUCAUUCACUCAGCGGCCGUCUCAGUGUUCGGACGUAAAUACACGUCGGCCUCCACUUUCGUAUACAUCACUGUAAUAUCAAUCGCUUUCUACUUUUGUAAUACACCAAAACAUUUAUUAAUAUUUCAAAUAUCAUUAGGAGCACCAUAUUCAGCUGCUUUGACUGUGUCCAUUACAAUUUUAGCAGAAUACGCAUCUCCUAAAUAUAGAGGCAUAUUUUUGGGUUUAAAAGUUGCAACACUGUAUUGGGGUAUUUGGGUAUCUAACGCCAUUGGCACAUUCUUUCAUUGGAAGUACAUACCUGUAUUUGGUUUUGUGUGUUCGUUGUACAAUUUGACUGUUUUCCUAUGGCCCGAAUCACCUUUAUGGCUGGCCAGCAAAGGGAGGUUUGAGGAGUGCAAAAUAUCCCAUAGAUGGUUAAAAGGUACAGGUAAAAUAGCCGAGAUAGAGCUUGAGAAUUUGAUUAGCACUUACAGUAAAGCGGAGUCUUUGGGAGAAGAAACAAAUGGUAACAAAUUGGCGUUGAAAUUCUUUAAAACGUUAAUAAAGAAAUCAUUUUACCGUCCGCUCUUAGUUUCGUUCCUUUCAAUAGCAAUGUACAAUUUGUCUGGAAAGAUAAUUUGCAGCAUUUACGCCAUUGAAAUUAUAAAAAAAAUAUCGGACAGCGAAUCUACGGCGUACGUAGCAAUGUUAAUAUUGGACGGUGUAACAGUAUUCAGUAUGUAUUUUGGUUGUUUACUCAUUAAAUUGUUACGAAGGCGUACAUUGUUAUUUUGGUCUUCAUCUAUUUCUAUAAUAUUUCUUUUUGCAUUAUCAAUAUAUUUGUAUUUAGUGAACAUAUCAAUUUUUAACGAAAACAAAAUUGUAUCAAUUUUGCUGCUAGUAGGUUUUUCUAUAUCAGUUAGUUGUGGCCCAGUCAUAAUGUCUGUUUCUUUAUAUGGCGAAUUAGUGCCUAUGAAACACAAACGCGAAGCUACCGUGUUAAUAUCAUUAUUUUUUAUAUUCCUACAAUCGUCGCUAUUGAAAAAUGCACCGUUCAUUUUUAAAUAUUUCAAAAUGCACGGUAUGUUUUUGUUUUUCGGUGUAUCAAUGACUACAUGUUGGUUUCUAUUGUACAAAUAUCUACCAGAAACUAAAGAUAAGACGUUACAAGAAAUCGAAGACUAUUUCAAAGAUGUUAACAAGAAUAGUAAAUAAAUAUAUCUAAUGUUUGUUUAAA